CAAAAAGGCAAGCCCUGUGGACGCCCGGCCCUCCCCCAGCCAACGGUAUCCCCACCAGCUCCCCCCUCCUCGUGCACUCCCGCCCCCGCUGCGCCAGUGCCACUCCCCGUUUUUUCCCUUCCCGUCCGAGGCUCCCCCCGUCGCCUCCACUCCCCACGCCCUCUCCCCGGAUGGGUCUGAUCUAUACCUGUGGCCCUGAGGAGGCCCUCGUCAAGUCGGGUGCCUUCCAGUCGCGGCCGAAGAUCAUCAGCAAUGGGUACUCCUUCCGCAUGCCCUGCGUGCAGCAGGUUGAUCGCCUGGACCUGCGCGUCAUGACCAUCAGCAUCUGCUCGAAGCUCGUGUACACCCGCGUGGGUGUGCCGAUCACCGUGUCCUCGGUGGCGGUUAUCUGCAUCUCCCGCCAGCCGGACCAGAUGCGCCUGGCGGCCGACCACUUCCUCGGCAUGAGCGGCGAGGAGAUUGGCUCCAUUGCCUCGCAAACCAUGGAGGGCCACCAGCGUGCCAUCAUGGGUACCAUGACCAUCGAGGAGAUUUACACCGACCGGACCAAGUUCGCCGAGGAGGUGGAGAAGAUCGCCGACGCCGACAUCCGCGGCCUCGGCCUGCAGAUUCUGUCGUACACCAUCAAGGAGGUCAUUGAUGAUGUUGGCUACCUCGAGGCCCUCGGUAAGAAGCGCAUCGCCGAGGUCAAGCGCGACGCCACGGUCGGCCAGGCCGACGCCGACUGCGAGGCCACCCAGCACGAGUGCGAGUCCCGGCUGCAGCACAGCGUCGGGCAGUACAGUGCCCAGACCAAGGCCGCGGAUUCGGAGCGCACUCGCGAGAUCCACUCGGCCGCCUACGACCGCGAGGUGAAUGUCGAGCGCGCCAAGGCCGAGCUGGCCGGUCGCCUGCAGGAGGCCAAGAUCAACCAGGAGCUCAAGCAUGAGGAGCUGGAGAUCGAGCUGAUUCGUCGCCGUGCCCAGAUCGAGGUCGAGGCCCAGGAGGUCAGCCGCCGGGAGCGCGAGCUCGAGGCCACCGUCCGCCGGCCGGCCCUGGCCGAGCGCUACCGCCUGGAGAAGGAGGCCGAGGGUCAGCGCAUGAUCCAGAUGCGUCGCGCCGAGGCCGAGGCCGAGCGCAUCCGCCUGACCGGUGAGGCCGAGGCCAAGGUCCUUCGCAUGAAGGGUGAGGCCGAGGCCGUGCGCAUGAACGCCCACGCCGAAGCCUACAGCCAGUUCACCGACGGCGCCUUCACCGAGAUGAUCAUCAAGCAGCUGCCGCAGCUGGCCAACUCCCUGGUGGCCCCGCUGAACAACACCUCCAAGAUUGUGGUGGUUGGCACUGGUGCCGGUGGCGGCGGCGCCGGUGGCAUCGGCGACAUCACCGCCCUUUCGGCCCAGCUGCCGACCGUGGUCGAGUCCCUGACUGGCCUGGACAUCCGCGAUGCGCUGCAGUCCUUCGCGGCCACCGGGGCCCCGGCCGGGGCCGGUGCUGUCGCCCGCCCGAAGAAGUAAACCGAGCUGUGAGCGUUUGUUGCCCCCCUCUCCCCACCAUACAAUGUCCUGCCUGUCCUUGAGCGCUUGUUGUCUGCGCUGCUCCUCCUUCUUUUUUUUUUGCCCUCACAUGCCGGGCAUGCGCACCUAUGUCCGUGCGAAUGCGUGAGCGCUUAUUAUUGCAUCCCGGUUUUGUGACACACAUCCACACAUGUGGUGCAGCCCAUUCCCCGUGCCUUGUGUGCCUCUCGCGUUUUGGCAUGUGGGCAGCUAUUGCCUGCUUUCGUGCUUUGUCCUCCUCUUUCCCACUGCCCCGGUGUCCUACUUUCUUUCAGGGCAGCGUCAGAAUAAGAAAAAAAAAGGCAA
This is a messenger RNA of Fonticula alba, 1838 nucleotides long. RefSeq lists its product as hypothetical. The transcript is spliced from 4 exons. Lineage: Eukaryota; Rotosphaerida; Fonticulaceae. Bases 171 to 1493 code for a protein of 440 amino acids. Gene Ontology annotation, cellular component: plasma membrane. Gene Ontology annotation, biological process: protein localization to plasma membrane. The record is from RefSeq and is a predicted model, not a curated record.